Messenger RNA from Aedes albopictus (Asian tiger mosquito), 1354 nucleotides. RefSeq names its product rRNA 2'-O-methyltransferase fibrillarin (gene Fib). Gene Ontology annotation, molecular function: RNA binding; rRNA methyltransferase activity; histone H2AQ104 methyltransferase activity. Lineage: Eukaryota; Metazoa; Arthropoda; Insecta; Diptera; Culicidae. The record is from RefSeq and is a predicted model, not a curated record. Gene Ontology annotation, cellular component: box C/D methylation guide snoRNP complex; small-subunit processome; Cajal body. The transcript is spliced from 3 exons. The coding region runs from base 204 to 1190 and encodes 328 amino acids. Gene Ontology annotation, biological process: rRNA methylation; box C/D sno(s)RNA 3'-end processing.
AAGAAAAGUCAAACAUCCAGCCGCAGUCCUCGGACCCGCACGUGUUUUGAUAGCGUAGCCGUAGUGGCGUGCUUGUAAUUUCAAACUUUUCUAAUUUAAAUUGUAAUAUUAUACUUUUUUCUUAGUUUUAGUUGUCUAGUUUAGAGUUAUUGAAGUUUUAUACUUAUACAACAUCGGAUAAAACCGGAUAAGUCCUCAUAGUUAUGGGAAAACCAGGAUUCUCGCCUAGAGGUGGCGGCGGCGGCGGUGGAGGUCGUGGAGGGCCUGGCGGCCGUGGUGGCUUUGGAGGACGAGGAGGGGGCGGCGGUGGUCGAGGCGGCUUCGGUGGUGGUAGAGGUGGAGGUGGGGGCCGUGGUGGAUUUGGCGGAAGAGGAGCCGGAGGUGGACGCGGUGCUGGUGGAGGUCGGGGCCGUGGCGGACCGCGGGGAGGUGGCCGCGGCGGUGGAGCCAAAGGCGGUGGCUUCAAGGGAGGCAAAACAGUUGUCAUCGAGCCUCAUCGUCACGAGGGAAUUUUCAUUGCCAGAGGAAAGGAAGACGCGCUAGUCACAUUGAAUCUGGUGCCGGGAUCGGAAGUUUACGGCGAGAAACGUAUAUCUGUUGAGACCAACGGCGAAAAGAACGAAUACAGAGUUUGGAAUCCUUUCCGAUCAAAACUGGCAGCCGCCGUUCUCGGAGGAGUCGACAAAAUUCACAUGCCACCUGGCUCGAAAGUUCUGUACCUUGGUGCUGCCUCCGGAACCACUGUUUCGCAUGUGUCAGACGUGGUCGGGCCAGAAGGCUUGGUCUAUGCCGUAGAAUUCUCACACCGAUCGGGUCGUGAUUUGAUCAACGUGGCCAAGAAGCGAACCAACAUCAUCCCAAUCAUUGAAGACGCUCGUCAUCCCCACAAAUAUCGGAUGUUGGUCGGCUUGGUGGACACCAUUUUCGCCGACGUUGCUCAGCCCGAUCAGGCUCGUAUCGUUGCGCUGAAUGCUCACCAGUUCCUGAAGAAUGGAGGCCAUUUCGUCAUUUCGAUCAAGGCAUCCUGUAUCGAUUCGACUGCCGUUCCAGAAGCAGUAUUUGCGGCCGAAGUCAAAAAGCUGCAAUCGGAAAAACUGAAACCUCAGGAACAGAUCACGCUGGAACCAUACGAGCGAGACCACGCAGUCGUCGUGGGCGUCUACAGGCAAGCCCCGAAGAGUGCAGCGUAAACGAAACAAAACUAGCUUUAAGAUUUACUUUUAAUACUUACGUUACAAUAGAUGAGCCUUUCUUUAACCAGGAAGCAUUUUCAGGACUUCCGCAAAGUUUAUGUAGAUUUUGAUCCUUUACGUGACAAACAAUGGAAGUAAUAAAGCCUUUAUUACAAGUCAAA